This is a messenger RNA of Patella vulgata (common limpet), 2900 nucleotides long. Its product is annotated as calponin homology domain-containing protein DDB_G0272472. NCBI's taxonomy places the organism in Eukaryota, Metazoa, Mollusca, Gastropoda, Patellidae. Bases 90 to 1589 code for a protein of 499 amino acids. The record is from RefSeq and is a predicted model, not a curated record. The transcript is spliced from 2 exons.
CACUUUCCGCCGGGAAGAAAUAUCUGAAAGUCGAGCUUAAAGACUCUAUCUUCCGCGACCCCAAAGCUGUUGAGGCGCUCGCCAGACGAAUGGCUUCUUUGCAGGGAAGACGAUGGGCAGUGGGGGAAACACAAUCUCGUGUUUUCCACACUGUUGGACAUGAAGACAAGGAUUCCUGGAAGGACACCGCUGCACAAGCCCUCGGAAUCCAGAUUUCCCACCUUGGCGAAAUUAAUUUGUCUGGGGAGCUCUUUGACCUAAUAAGACCUAUGACGCCUCUACCCACACCGUCUACAUCGGAAAUAACUCUGGAUCUAGAAGAGGAUAUUACAUUAGAUUUUGAAGAAGAGAUGAUGGAGAUCAGGAAGAGGAAGACAGAAGAGGAAGGACAGGAAGAAAUUAUUGAGAAGAAACGGGUGAAGACAGGUGAUGAUAACGAGGAGGGCGGAUUAGAGGAGGAAAAGAAACGGAGAGACGAGGAGAGAUCAGAGAAGGAGAGGGAGGAGCAGAUAGUAAAAGAGGGGAUUGAGAAGGAAAGACUAAAGAAGGAGAGGGAGGAGGAGAUGGUUAAGGAGAAGGUCGAGAAGAAGAGGUUAGAGAAGGAAAGGUUAGGGAAGGAGAAUGAGCGGGAGAAGCAGAUACUAAGGGAGAGGGAAGAGAAGAUAGUAAAAGAGAGGGUCGAGAUGGAGGGGAGACAGAAUGAGGAGAAGGAGAAGGAGCGGGAGGAGCAGAUACUAAGGGAGAAGGAAGAGAGGGAAGUAAAAGAGAAGGUCGAGAUGGAGAGGAGACAAAAUGAGGAGAAGUUACAGAAGGAGAAGGAGCAGAUACUAAGGGAGAAGGAGGAGCAGAUAGAGAGGUUACAGGAGGAGAGGAAACAGAGAGUCGAGGACAGGUUACAGAAGGGUAGGGAGGAGAAGGAGAGAUUGGAGAAAGAGAGGAAACAGAAAACCGAGGAGAGAUUGGAGAAAGAGAGGAAUGAGAGAUUGGAAGAGGAAAGGAGGCAGAAAGACGAGGAGAGAUUAGAGAAGGAGAAAAAGAAGCAGGAGAGAUCGGAGGAGGAGGGACCGGCGAAAGGAAGUACACCAACACUAUGUGAGAGGGCACGACAUCUGCUGCGCCGAGGAGGAAUGCCCUUAUUUCCGGCAGGGCGAAGGGAAUGGACCGGGGAAGAGCUCGUUGAACUUGUAAACCCUCCAACUAAGUAUAUGUGGCCACCACGGGGCUGGAGAACGAUGAGUGGCCAAGAAAAGCUACGCCAGUUUGAACAUGCUACCACCAUAUUAGAAUUUUGUGCUGGAGUGACCACACCAAAGCCGAAGACAGACCUACUCGUGCUCUAUAGCUAUUUGGUCCUUCCCGGAACAGCUGAUACCACCAAAAAUAAUAAGGCAGCAUAUGUGAAGGGUCAGUAUCGAUUUUAUUUAUAUACAGCCCUUAGGAGAAUUGCAGAGGAAAAAGACGCAUCUCUACAGGACGAGGAAUUGAUCCAGAUGUUGGAAGAGGCGGUGCGAGGGAAAAGAGUCGAAGACGUCCUAUCAAGAAUAGACGAGAUGGGGAUACCUCUAAGACUCGCCGUCGACCAUGUUUAAAUGUUUUCACAAAUUUAUUAAUAAUUUUGCAUGUUAAAUAAUUCGGGAGAAUUAAGAAAUUAAGGUGGGGGGAGUGUAAUAUAUCGAAUUCAGCCCUGUACAUAUUAUCAUUUUAUUGCAUUACUUGAUUGUUAUAUUGUUGUUUAAGUCUUAGAUUGUUCGUUAAAUUAUCAGCAUGCGGCGGGUAUUUUGGUACGGACAUAUUAUUAUUAUAACGUGAUUACCGUCAGUCGUGAAAUCAAGGCCUCGUGUAAACAAACCAUUUCAAGUAAUAUUUUGUAUAAAACGAACAAGUUUUACUUACUUGUUAGCCUCCCGAAUAAUCUUCUCGGUAUUUUUGCACUUAUUGUCAAUUAUAACAUUGCAUAGUCCUUUUCCCGAACGUUCAAUUUUGCAUUGGAAUAGUCCUUAGUUACGAAUACGAGCACAUUUAUAUAUUUCAAUACGUAGACGUCCAUUUUGUGUCACGUCGUUCUUAACAACGACCUGUCAGAUUGUUACAUAUAAUGUUUCUAUUAGUCUUCUGGUUAUGCUUAUUGUACAUCAUUGCCAAGUAUAGUAAUUUAUCUUGGUUGUUAUAAUAAUUGUAUCGGGUUUUAAUAUGUUUUAUGGCCAGGAUUGACGUAGUUCAACUGGAUUAUGUUGUUACCCAUUACGUCUUGAAUAGUUACGCGUGGUUUGAUCACAUUUCAUAAAAUUACGCUGUUGAUAGUUAUUGUCCGUUUUGUCUGUUUAUAAUCAAUCUCUUCGCUGUACGUAUUAAAUAAUUCCUUGUCAAAUUUAAGUGAAACGGACAAGUACCGGACAAGUUGGAUUCGUUAUUUUAAUAGACUAUUUUAACGUCGAACACUUCAAUUGUCAAAGAAGUGCCGACAACAACAAAAAGGACAAUAAUUGAUUGGUUAAUGACGUCACGUGAUACUUUAAUUUUUCUAUAUAAAGGGUGAUCGAACGUCGGAAGGGCAGAUAACGGUUCGUCGUAUCCACGGCAAACUACCUUUUUCAUAAAGUGAUCAAAAGCGGAAAAAUCUUUCUUGUCGCAAUUACCCGACCAAUUACCUAAAUAAUAAGGUGAGAAUCAUGCCCGCGGGGGAACUUGGAUCUGUAAUGUUUCGAAUAUAAGAGUAUUGCUACUAUUACCUUCGUUUGUAGUAGCCUAAAUAUGCCGCCAUUAAUAUUGUCGCCGGGUUAACAAUAUGUAAUAAUCACGAACGUUAUCUCCCACCACGCCGGACACCCAUAUUUUAACAUGUAUAUAAAUGUAUUUCAUUGUCAUAUUAUACUUUAAAUCCUUUUUCACGUAAUAAAGGA